AUGGGUUAUAGCAGUACAUCGGAAGAGGGCGCCAAAGCCCUUGAAGAAGGAUUAAAAAUGAAUUUAACGUUAACAAGCCUCGCUAUUGGAAUCCACACUAUAUCGAAAGAAGUAGUUCAAGCAGUUGAAGAAGCAUUGAAAAUAAACACAACAUUAAGAAGUCUUUUUAUUGAUACAGACAGCGAUAUGCAAUCUGAUCAGGUCGCAGCACUUAAAGAAAUGUUGAGGAUGAACGCAAGAUUAACUACUACUUACGUCACAUGA
Molecule: messenger RNA, 264 nt
Organism: Didymodactylos carnosus
Lineage: Eukaryota; Metazoa; Rotifera; Eurotatoria; Philodinida; Philodinidae
Source: the annotation of a GenBank genome assembly